Messenger RNA from Leptomonas pyrrhocoris, 855 nucleotides. RefSeq names its product putative mitochondrial Aquaporin 9. Lineage: Eukaryota; Euglenozoa; Kinetoplastea; Trypanosomatida; Trypanosomatidae. The record is from RefSeq and is a predicted model, not a curated record. Gene Ontology annotation, molecular function: glycerol channel activity; water channel activity. The transcript has a single exon. The coding region runs from base 1 to 855 and encodes 284 amino acids. Gene Ontology annotation, cellular component: plasma membrane. Gene Ontology annotation, biological process: glycerol transmembrane transport; water transport.
AUGGAGGAGGAGGAUUACGGAGAGGAGGUGACGGUGGAUGACAAGGUGAACCUCAUGUCGCAGGACGCAUGGCCGCUCUAUCGCUACCGGUGGUGGCUGCGUGAGUACUUCUCGGAGUUCUUCGGCACCUUCUUCCUGAUCUCCUUCGGCGACGGUGUCUGCGCCACGAUGAUGUUCCACGCCGGCGACACGGCUGCCAGCCAGACAAUCGCGAGUUGGCUCGGCAUUACCUUUGGCUGGGGCAUCGGGCUUACCAUCGCACUCUACGUGAGCAUGGGCGUCUCUGGCGGGCACUUGAAUCCCGCGGUGACCUUGGCGAACUGCGUCUUUGGUGCGUUUCCGUGGAGGAAGGCCCCCGGGUUCAUUCUUGCCCAAAUUCUUGGUGCCAUGGUGGGCGGCGCCAACGUGUACGCGCUCUUCAAGCCGUUCUUUGACAAGGGGGAGCAGAACCUGCUGCCCGGCGAGACCAUGACCACGAAGUACGGCGGCAUCUUCUGCACCUACCCCGGCGUGCCGAACGGGUACGCCGUGUGGAGUGAGCUGUUCAACACGAUGGCGCUGAUGAUGGGCAUUCUUGGCAUCAACGAUGACCGGAUGACGCCCGCCAUCAACUUCAAGCCCUGCGCGGUGGGUGCGCUGGUCUUCUGCAUCGGCCUCACCACCGGUGUGAACUCCGGCUAUGCCAUCAACCCGGCGCGUGACCUUGGCCCGCGUAUGAUCACGGGAAUGCUGUGGGGCUCGGACCCGUUCACCGUCCACCACCACUACUUCUGGAUUCCGAUGUUCUGUCCAAUCUUCGGUGCCAUACUGGGAGUGUUCUUCUAUGUCGUUUUCAUUGUCCCCAAGGGCGUUUAG